Messenger RNA from Lineus longissimus, 2349 nucleotides. RefSeq lists its product as uncharacterized. NCBI's taxonomy places the organism in Eukaryota, Metazoa, Nemertea, Pilidiophora, Heteronemertea, Lineidae. The transcript has a single exon. Bases 1 to 2349 code for a protein of 782 amino acids. The record is from RefSeq and is a predicted model, not a curated record.
AUGCCGGAAUUGGGAAGCGAAGCGGGAGAAGGAGGAGGUGAGUCAACGCAGACGGAGAUCACGGCCAGUCUUACAGAGUUGAGGGCCGCAAAAGCGAAGUUUAAAACAGCAUUCACUAAAGCGAGACGACACUUAAUAGAAACGACAAGAGAAGAGGAGGCGAAUCGUGAUGACAUCCUCGAAGCGAAUAGAAAAGUAGACAAAACGCAAUACACGGUGAUGCAAACUUUGGAGAAAAUCGUCGCCGCAUACGAAAAGUUAGGACAACAGGAAAACGUCGAGAGGACGCUGUCCGAGAUGGACAAAAUGGAAUCGGAGUUUAGUGAAACUCAGGCAAGUGUUGAGCGAUUUUUUGAUACCUUUAGUAGAGUAGGCCCGAAUAGGGACAACAGUAGAAAUUCCGUCGUGGAGGAGACACGCACGUCGGCGUCUGGUGAUGUACAUGAUGUUCGCCCAUCGUUGGGGCACGACAUGUGGAGACAAUUGAAACGCGUUGACGUUCCUAAAUUUACGGGAAACGUGAAGACAUAUUCCAAUUGGAAAGCAGCAUUUACGGCCUGUAUUGAUAAAGCCCCAGCAACACCUGAGUACAAGUUACUGCAGCUUAGAGAGCAUCUUUCAGGUGAUGCGCUGAAGUUGAUUGAAAGCCUGGGACACUCACCAGCUGCGUACGAAGCCGCAAAGGAGAGGCUUGAGAGAAAAUACGGAGGUGAUCGAAGACAGAUCAAUUUGCAGUUGGAGGAGCUGACAAACUUCCCGCCCUUACGACCAGGAAAGCCUGGGGAUAUCGAGCGAUUUUCGGACAUUUUAGAUCUGACGAUGAUCAACCUGAAGGAGUCAGGAUUGUUCGGGGAUUUAGAUAGCAAACUGCUCUAUUCUGUUAUGAUGAGAAAGAUGACAGAAGGAAUGUUAACAAGUUACCAGCGCUGGGUGCACGAGAACAAUUUUGAUGAAUCGAUCUACGCCCUGAGAAAGUUUGUGUUGAGGGAAGCCGAGUACCGUACCGUCGCAUAUGAGGCCAUUCAUGGUGUAGGCGCAGAGAAUCAAGAAGCAAAGUCAGAUUCAGACGACAGAAACCGACAAUCGAACAGAUACAGGGAGUCAACAAAUAGAGCACACUUCACCGGUACACCACGCAAUAAUAACAAUAACUGCGAGUUAUGCGACCAAACCCACGGCAUAUGGGCAUGCGAUGUUUUCAAACGAUUGGAGAUCAACAAACGUUGGGAAAAGGCUAAACAUUUGGCUCUUUGUUACCGAUGCCUUGGACGAAACCAUUUAGGAUCAAAAUGCGAGCGGACAAGAGAAUGCGGUAUUGAUGAGUGUAAGGAAACACAUCACCGAUGGCUCCACCGAAAAAGGACAUCGGUUAUGCCAGCAAGGAAAGACACUGAGGAGAAAAGAGAAAGAGAUCGCAACCACAGCACAGUCACGUUGAAAACUACUGAUCAAACGAACGAAGAGAAGUUCAUUUCUAUGCGGACUGUACCAGUAAUCGUAAAAAACGGAAAACAAAGGAUAAAAGUGAAUGCGAUGUUAGACAAUUGCAGCACAACGACGUACAUAAACGCGGACGUCGCGGCAGAGCUAGGACUACAAGGAGAAAUUCAGAAGACAACAGUACAGGUCUUAAACGGCAAAACAGAAACAUUUGAUUCCAUGCCAGUUCAGAUAGGUCUUGAGAGUUUGAUUCAUCGUAUCGACAUGAACAUCAUUGCAAAGACAACGAAUAACGUGACAGGCGAUUUGAAGGCAAUCGAUUGGAAUCAAUACGCAGACAGAUAUGAGCAUCUGAGAGACAUAGAAUUUCCUAUAUUCGGGAGAAGAGACACAGUGGAUUUGCUGAUAGGACAAGAUUAUCAAGAACUACAUCUCUCACUUCGGGAUAUUCGCGGCAAGACAGCAGAUGCGCCGAUGGCCAGACUGACAAAAUUAGGAUGGACGUGCAUUGGUGCAAUAGACGGUAGACUGUCUGCCGCUCCCCUGUCCAACUUCACACGAACGUACUUCACACAGUCACGCCAGAUAGUGAUGGAUGAGAUGAAUCAAAACCUACGACGGUUUUGGGAGGUUGAUGACUACAGAAUGAGCGAAAAAGACUUUCAGGUUCUGAAGCCAGAAGAAAAAGCGGCAAUGGAGACAGUGAAGAAUUCAUUGACACAUGACGGGGAACGAUAUGAAAUCGCCAUCCCAUGGAAAGAUAAGAAGACACGACUACCAGAUAACAGAGAGACAGCGCUUGUUCGUCUUCGGUCGACGGAGAAAAGACUGCAAAGAAACCGGAGGUCAAACAGUCAUACAGCGAUACGAUUGAUCAGUACCUGGGAAAAGGGUACAUACGUGAAGUAA